Messenger RNA from Felis catus (domestic cat), 2689 nucleotides. It is a transcript of the gene ARSH, whose product is annotated as arylsulfatase family member H. Lineage: Eukaryota; Metazoa; Chordata; Mammalia; Carnivora; Felidae. The record is from RefSeq and is a predicted model, not a curated record. Gene Ontology annotation, molecular function: arylsulfatase activity. Bases 352 to 2121 code for a protein of 589 amino acids. The transcript has 10 exons.
CCGCAGUGAACCCUACACGGGGCUCAAACUCACGAACCGUGAGAUCACGAGCUGAGCUGAAGCUGGACACUCAACCGACUGAGCCCCCGAGGUGCCCUGAAAAAUGUCAGUCAGUGGGUUGAUGACUUACUUGUUCUACUGACUCUGGAAUGAAGGGUUUUUGUGGCCAGAUCAUCGUUUGUCGGGAGUCUGCCAUGACAAGUGUCCAGGAAUGACUGGGUCACACAUGGUGUUUCUCACAUUCUCUCUGGUCAAACGCGACUUGUUUGCAAUUAGGUAUAAAGAAUCGAGGGGUGACCGCGUUCACGGGUGGACUCAUCUGCCCAUGAGAGAGAUAUCGCUCUUGCAGCCAUGACGUGGCCAUUCCGUAAGUGGACCUGCUGGCUGUCCGUUCACCUCUGGUGCCUGUUUGGGGCCCUGAGUUCAGCGCUGAUGACGAGGAACUCGAGGCCCAAUAUUGUGCUCCUGAUGGCGGAUGACCUCGGGGUGGGAGAUGUCUGUUGCUACGGCAAUAACACAGUGAGCACACCGAAUAUCGACCGCCUGGCGAGUGAGGGCGUGCGGCUCACCCAGCACCUGGCGGCUGCGUCCGUGUGCACCCCGAGUAGGACUGCCUUCCUGACCGGCCGGUACCCCGUCAGAUCAGGGAUGGCGUCUCCCUUCAACCUGAACCGCGUCCUUACCUGGCUCGGAGGCUCGGGCGGUCUGCCCACCAACGAAACCACGUUCGCCAAGCUCCUACAACAUCGGGGCUAUCGCACGGGACUCAUAGGCAAAUGGCACCAGGGCUUGAGCUGCGCCUCUCGGAACGACCACUGUUACCACCCGCUCAACCACGGCUUCGACUACUUCUACGGGCUGCCCUUUGGCUUGCUUAGUGACUGCCAGGCGUCCAGGACCCCCGAGCUGCACCGCUGGCUGCGUAUCAAGCUGUGGAUGUCCACGGCGGUCCUCGGCCUCGUGCCCGUCCUGCUGCUCGUCCCCAAAUACGCCCGCUGGUUCCCCGUGCCCUGGAAGGUCCUCCUGGCCCUGGGCCUGCUGGCCUUCCUCUUCUUCCUGUCCUGGUACUCCAGCUACGGGUUCACGAGACGCUGGAACUGUAUCCUGAUGAGAAAUCACGACAUCGUCCAGCAGCCCAUGCGCGAGGAGCGGGUAACCUCCCUCCUGCUCAAGGAGGCCCUCGCCUUUAUCGACAGGUAUAAACGCGGCCCCUUCCUCCUCUUCGUGUCCUUUCUGCACGUGCACACCCCACUGAUCACCAAAGAGAAGUUUGUGGGGCACAGUAAAUACGGGCUCUAUGGAGAUAACGUCGAAGAAAUGGACUGGAUGGUGGGUAGGAUCCUGGAGGCCCUGGACCGGGAGCGCCUGUCCAAUCACACGCUGGUGUACUUCACGUCGGACAACGGGGGUCGCCUGGAGGUGCAGGAAGGCGGGGCCCAGCUGGGCGGCUCCAACGGCGUCUACAAAGGUGGCAAAGGAAUGGGCGGAUGGGAGGGGGGCAUUCGUGUCCCAGGAAUAUUCCGGUGGCCGACGGUCCUGGAGGCUGGGAAAGUGAUUGAUGAACCAACAAGCCUAAUGGACAUUUAUCCGACACUGUCUUAUGUAGGUGGAGGGAUACUGCCCCAGGACAGAGUGAUUGAUGGCCGGAAUCUAAUGCCCUUGCUGGAAGGCAGGGUAUCCCACUCGGACCACGAGUUCCUCUUCCACUACUGUGGGGUCUACCUGCACACAGCCAGGUGGCAUCAGAAGGACUGUGCAACGGUGUGGAAGGUCCAUUACGUGACUCCCAAAUUCUCCCCGGACGGAGCUGAUGCCUGCUAUGGAAGUGGAAUAUGUUCAUGUUCUGGAGAUGUCACCUACCAUGAUCCUCCACUGCUCUUUGACAUCUCGAGAGACCCUUCUGAGGCCCGGCCUCUUAGCCCUGACAAUGAAGCCUUAUUUGACUCAGUGGUCAAGAAAAUCGAGGCGGCCAUAAAAGAGCAUCGCAGGACUCUCACACCUGUCCCACAGCAGUUCUCUGUGUUCAACACCAUUUGGAAACCGUGGCUGCAGCCCUGCUGUGGGACUUUCCCUUUUUGUGGGUGUGACAAAGAAGAUGACAUCCUCUCUACGGCUUGGUGAGCAGCAAGGGCCCACUUGUUACCAACCACCAACACACUGUUACAGACUUCAUGGAAGCAGCUCUCAGCUGAUUCCUCCCUUCCUUGUGGGAUGAAUAAUUAUGCCCUCCGCCAUCUUUUUUAACCCUCAGAUUUCAGUUCUUUCUUCAAGUCACAUCCGGGAGCUUGACGAAGCGAAAAUGGAUCUGGACACCAGCGCCCCUGGAGUAGAGAACUUGUGUCAUAUCUUUAUAUCAUCGUGUCAUUGUUCAAGCAAAAAGGUAGACCUAGGAAACCUUCUGCAGAUUCUUAUGGAUCCGUGGCGCUUAGGAGAUGGUGAGACAUGGUCGGACGGACGGCAUCGUUUUUACGUAGUUGUGGUAGAAACUUCCACUCGGGGAUCUUAAAUCCAGAUGACUUAUUUUUGUAAUCAGUCAUUUCGUUUCAGCCUGAAGCAGAUGGUGUUCAUGAUAGUGGAAGUGGUCCCACACUACUUUUCAAUUCUUGACUUCCGGUCUUUUCUUCUUUGCUUCUCUUCCCGCUUACAUAAUAAAUGCCCGCCUACAGGUGUUGGUUCUGAUUCCUGGCAA